CGCGUCAUUUGUGGAAGACGUCAAAUUUCCCAAAGGAAACGACAUUUCGACUCAUCUUCCUGCACGCCUCGUGCUCUCAGUUUUUCAAUCUUUAUUCUAUCAGCAAAAACUCAGAUGUUAUAUCAUUCAUCACUCUUAAUUAAAUCUUAACACGGAACCAAACUGUUGAUUGAUUCUCACUCCUUACUUCCAUCUUCACAAGCUUUCGAGCUCAAAUUUACACAUACAUUUACUUCCAUCACCAUUGUUGUACCACAGCCGCUGAAACUGAACUUCAAUGACAACUGAUUCCGCAACCGCCAUCAUCCACCGGUGGCGAUCUACAACCGACCACAACCUCUUCAUAUUCCACAACCAUCGUGAACAAAUUGCUCCAUUUUUACAAGCAGUAGACGAAAUUCAGCGAACGAUUGACUUUACCGCUUCAGAAGAUGAACGAAAACACGCGAAAUCAGUAAUACAGAUCGCUGUAUCUCGUCUCACCGAUGAGUUUCGCAAUAUCUUAAAAGUCAACGCCAAGUCAACCUCAUCUCUAAACCCUAAUUCUCACACCGAUUCGACCACAAUGACGGACAGUGCUUCCAGCAAUUACCAAGUAUAUGAAGAUGAUUAUAUAAACCAUAAUAAAUUGAGUACUGAUGCGGUUAAUGAUCUUAGAACCAUCGUAGUGAGGAUGAACUCGUCUGGAUUUGUUAACGAAUGUUUGAAAGUGUACGUUAGCGAACGAAAAAAAGUGAUCGGUGCUUGUUUGCAGCAUUUGAAUGUUGAGAAAUUGAGUAAAAGUAGUUGUAGGAGUUUGGAGUGGGGAGUGUUGGAAGUGAGGAUAAGAAUUUGGAUUAAGGCGGUAAAGGUUUGUUUUAAGUAUUACUUCGAAAACGAGAAGCGAUUGUGUGAGCAAGUUUUCUGUGAUCUGGGAGACGAAACGGUUGGUUCUUGUUUAGUGGAUACGAUAACAGAGUAUACGGUUCAGCUGUUGGACACUGCAGAAGCACUUAGCUCCAUUCGUCCUGCUUCUGAAAGGCUUUUUAAGAUGUUAGACGUCCAUGAUACGUUGUCUGAUCUCAUACCGUCGAUUAAUGGUCUAUUUCGUUCAGAAUUAUCAGAGUUUAUAAGAACUAAAGCUAAAAAUGAGGUUUUACCCAAACUCGGUGAUAAAGCAAACGAAAUUCUGCUGAGGUUUGAGAAUGAUUUGGUUAAUGAGCAAUCUCCAGUGGUUCAUGCUGAACCGAUCCACCGGUUGUCGAAGUAUGUGAUGCAUUACGUUUACAAGUUAUGCGAUCACAAGCAAAGUUUGAUGAGAUUGUCUCUACCUGAUCCUCCAUCCAUGGAGGCUGCUGGAACGAUAUCUGGAAGUUUUUCACUUCAUGUGGUUUGGAUUAUAAUGAGAUUGUUGUCGAAUCUAGAGGCUAAAUCAAAGCUAGGUAAAGAUACGGCUGCUGGUCGGUUCUUUGCUAUGAACAACUUUCAUUACAUCAUUCAGAAGAUCCAAGCACGUCCGGAGUUGCUAGAAAUUGUAGCAGACGAUAAUUUUAACAAGUUGAUUGACAAAUUUGAACAGGCGAGACUGGAUUACCUGAAGUUAACUUUUGAUGUGGUUUCGAGGAAUUUAAGUGAUAAGGGAUUGAGCAGGAUUAAGAUUUUACCUUUUAGGGUUGCGAAAUUGGCAGAUAGAUUGAAGAGAUUCAAUUAUGAGUUUGAGAAACUUGAAAAGGAACUUGGGAAAGUAGUUGUCCCAGAUUUCGGACUUGUGUUGGAGCUUCGUAAAUUGAUUGUUGAAAUGGUGGUGACCGCUUAUACCUCCUUUCUUGUUCAUACGAAGAAAGUAGCUCGCUUGGAGACGUAUGUGAAAUACUCAGUUGAGGAGAUUGAGUCUGCCAUUCAAGGAUUCUAUGACUGCAGAUAAGCACCACUGUUUCUAAUUUCCAGUCACCAAAGAAGUACAUUUCUUUGAUGUAUUUAUUAAUUUCCUCAGGGUUAUAUAAUAUAGUUUUGUGCCCUUGUAUCAUUCUGUGUUCUAUAUCCAUUUCAUAAAUAAAGCCAGCACUUGUAGCAGGUUAUCA
Messenger RNA from Helianthus annuus (common sunflower), 2060 nucleotides. RefSeq names its product exocyst complex component EXO70B1-like. Bases 278 to 1903 code for a protein of 541 amino acids. Gene Ontology annotation, cellular component: exocyst. Gene Ontology annotation, biological process: exocytosis. The record is from RefSeq and is a predicted model, not a curated record. Gene Ontology annotation, molecular function: phosphatidylinositol-4,5-bisphosphate binding. Lineage: Eukaryota; Viridiplantae; Streptophyta; Magnoliopsida; Asterales; Asteraceae. The transcript has a single exon.